Verruconis gallopava is the source of this 1143-nucleotide messenger RNA. RefSeq lists its product as uncharacterized. The record is from RefSeq and is a predicted model, not a curated record. The coding region runs from base 1 to 1143 and encodes 380 amino acids. Lineage: Eukaryota; Fungi; Ascomycota; Dothideomycetes; Venturiales; Sympoventuriaceae. The transcript has 4 exons.
AUGGCCACCCAAAGCAAGGACAAGAUGAUGGGAAUCCAUGAGCUAUACCGCCCAGAAACAGGUGAAGCAGAGGUCGAUAUUGUCGCUAUACAUGGUCUUAAUGGAGAUGCAAUCAAAACUUGGACAGCCGACUCGACCGGUGUUUGUUGGCUCAAACAUCCAGACUAUCUCCCAAAGAGCAUUCCCAAGGCACGCAUCUUAACUUACGGGUACAACGCAAACAUAUUCUCUUUUACCGAAAAAGAUCCAUCGUCAGACAGAAUACAUCAACAUGCGCACACAUUGAUCCAGGAACUAUGCGCAGAUAGACGGCUUGCGAAAAGACAAGACUACCCUAUCAUUUUUCUCUGUCAUUCUGUAGGAGGUAUUAUUGUCAAGAGAGCGCUAUCCUUUUCCAAAGACAAGACUUCGCGCAAGACAUCUCAUCUGCACACAAUAUACACAUGCACAUUCGGCAUCUUGUUCUUUGGAACACCUCAUAAUGGCUCUUCAGAGUCCCGUAUUCUUGGUACCCUACAGAAGCUAGCAUCUACGUCCAACGUGCUCAGAAAGCACGCUCAGACUGAAUCCGAUCUGGUGCGCGCCUUGCGCGAGGAAUCGGAGACGCUUCAAAACAUCAACGACUACUUCGCAGGCAUGAUGAAACGCUUUCGCAUCCACUUUUUCUGGGAACAGUUGCCGACGAAUAUAGGCCGGAAUAAGAAAGACUACAUCGUGAGCCAAGAAAGUGCAGCCCCGAUUAGUUGGCCGGACGCAGAGCGUGCAGGAAUCACGGCGGAUCAUUUUAAUAUGGUGAAAUAUCAGAGCAACAAAGCUCAGGGGUUUCGACUUGUCGUUUCAGCACUUGAUAUGUAUUGUUCCGAAGCACCGGAUGUCAUUCAGAAGAGGUACAGAGAGGUCUAUGACCAGUUGAACCAGGAGUGGCAAAAUGAAGCACUCGAGCAGCUUCGUGGCAUUCGACCAACAGUACCGCCACCAACGUCGGUCUUUCUUGGUCAACAACCAACGGUGAUGCUCCAGAGCAGAGAGCAGUUUGAGCAGUAUAUGGUCAGUGCAGGAUAUGCAACAAGCCUUGGUCCACGACCGAUACAGGCGAGGCAAGCGGCCGAUCACUCGCGAGGUCAAGUGGAGGCUGCUCUAUAA